AUGAAGACUCUACACUUUGCGUUGGUGCUCUCGCACCUACUGGUUCUCACCACUGCCCUCCAGCAUAUCCCCGUUUACAAGUGGACGAGUCCUGCUCGCUCAACGCCAAAACCCCUUCAAAAGAGGGACGAAGGGUAUCAGCCCGAGUUUGGAGUUUGCGAAGGCGAUGAGGUGACGUGCUCCGCCUGUGGUUCCGGGUAUGAAGAGUGUCAAGGUAGUCGGGACGAUGCACUCUUCUGUUUCGAUCCUACCAAAGGUCAACGGUGUUGCAUGGAUAAUACCGGAACUGCUUGUGAUGCCGGAUUUUACUGCGCGGGAGCCAGCGACGGAAAUACCUUUUGUUGUCCGGAUAACUUGAGUAUCAGCGAAUGUGCAAAUGCGUUCCAAAUGCAGCUUUCAUCUCUUUCCAUUCCUGAAACCACAACCAUCCGACGUCAAUCGACAGUGACGGAGACGAAGACCACUCCUCGUCCCACGACUCCUCUCCAAAAUACAUUGAGAUCCUCACCUGCCCCUGCUGAUUCCCCCUCUACUACCUCUACUUCCUCUACUCCCCCUUCGCCCUCGAUCUCAACCUCGACCUCAGCCUCAACCUCAACCUCAACGUCGACUUCGGCUUCCAUCCAAACUUCCACUCCGACUCCGGCUUCCGAUUCCACCUCUACUUCCAUCGAGGUUCCAUCUUCCGCACCUUCGAUUCCUAUAUUAUUCCUUAAUAGCACCAGCGGCGCUACGCCCUCAGCCACCAGUGACUCGCCGGCUCUCCCCUCAAGCAGCAGUGCGAGUGAUGUAGACCCAGCAUCUGGUGAUGAUCGGGACAGCGAAGGCGCCGCAAUCGGCGACGUAUGGCCAAACCCUGCCCAUUUCCCUCAAGACGGCUCAGUCUGUCGUGUGGCCUGCAGCAAUUCCGGAGACAAAGUGGCCAUUCCUCGCGAGGUCGAAGUGACUCUCUCCGAGGUCAUCACCAAGGCUUUCACGGUUACCGUUCCGGGUCGUACAGGUUGUGACUAUGCCACAACCAUUACUUCUACGCUUACUUUCUGCACGGUUGAGACGGUUACCUUGGAUUGUGAACCCACUCCCGGGAUCCCACUAGAGAUCCCAGUAGCCACCAACACUCCCUGGGAGGAUGGCCCUGACUCGACUCUUACCUUCAUUAUCCCACCUCCUCUCGCAGCAAGCGAGCCAAUCACCUCCCCGGAAGCCCAGUCCUACACAACCGAGAUCCCUUCAACUCCCGAGGUUCCUUCCGCUCCCGAAGAAGUGACUGUUGAUAUUCCAAAGGGAACGCCGGCUGUUGACGUGCCUAGCACCAAGCGAGCGGAGAGCACCGUUCACGUACCCACCACACCGUCCACGGUCCUCAGAUCGCGUACUACCACACCGACCACUACAUCGACAACGUUGACGACUGAGGUCCCGACCUCAACGUUGGUUGCUGGUGGUGCCAGCGGUGGAUCUGUGUCGAAGGUCAUCACAGGAUUCGCGAUCCUCUUGGCUCUGGCUGCGAACUCCACGCUGUAA
Molecule: messenger RNA, 1524 nt
Organism: Scedosporium apiospermum
Lineage: Eukaryota; Fungi; Ascomycota; Sordariomycetes; Microascales; Microascaceae
Exons: 3
Coding region: 1-1524 (507 amino acids)
Source: RefSeq, a predicted model, not a curated record